This is a messenger RNA of Parnassius apollo (apollo), 1860 nucleotides long. NCBI's taxonomy places the organism in Eukaryota, Metazoa, Arthropoda, Insecta, Lepidoptera, Papilionidae. The record is from the annotation of a GenBank genome assembly.
AUGCAUGUUAAAGGCCGGGGAACAAAGCCGAAGGCUCCUUGGUGGACGGAGGAAUUGGAGACCAUCAAGCGGGAAGUGGUGGAUUUGCACCACCAGCUUCAUGCUGCUAAACGCCAAGGUUUGCCUUUGGACCAGAUUUUGGAGGCACGCAAAUCUAUAAAGGAACUUUACGCUAGCAAAAUGCGUGAUGAGUCGACCAGGCAUUUUCGUGAGUUCUGCGAGUUGCAAACUAAGGAAAAUGUCUGGUCACUCACAAAUAGGCUACUCAAAACUGCCACCCCUAGGCGCCCACCAGUUACCCUCAACAGAGACGGUACUUACACCACCGAUAGCCAGGAGACUGCUAAGGCACUUUUGGACCAUUUUUACCCGGGUGACUCACCCGACACCUUACCACGACAUCACGAAUUAAGAUCUGACAUGACCAACUCUCCUCAGUCCCAUUACGACCCUCCCUUCACUCAGGAGGAGGUGUUGGAGUGUUUAAGACAAAUGAAUCCCAAAAAGGCUCCCGGACUCGACAACUUAACAUCAGACAUAUGUUUACAGUUUGCGACAGACUAUCCUAGACUCUUGACUGACAUUCUUAACCGCUGUCUUGCACUCCAACACUUCCCUAACCAGUGGAAAACCGCUUUUGUCAAAAUUAUCCCGAAGCCGGGUAAGUCUGACUACAGCGCAUUAGAGUCAUUUCGUCCUAUUGGCCUGAUACCUGUGUUCGGCAAGCUGCUGGAAAAACUGUUCAUUAGAAGAGUCACAUACCAUGCACAACGAAAUAAUCUGUUAAACAAAUUUCAGUUCGGUUUCCGGGAACAGACCAACACGUGCGAAGCUAUAAACACUGCGCUCGAUAUAAUAAGACAAGCGAAAAGUAAUAAGCAACUAAGUAUCGCUAUAUCUCUAGAUAUAAAAGCAGCCUUUGACAACGCUUGGUGGCCGGCACUUUUCCACCGAUUGCGGCAUAUCCAAUGUCCUAAUAACAUCUUUGGACUCAUUCAGGAUUAUGUCCGCGAUCGGGAGGUCAUUCUCGACUUUGCAGGGGGGCGGGUCACCAAGACGAUGUCUAAGGGCUGCAUCCAAGGCUCCACGUGCGGCCCUGUUCUCUGGAACAUAAUAUUAGACGAAUUACUCGACACCAAGCUUCCAGCGGGUUGCCACAUACAGGCCUUUGCGGACGACGUCCUGCUGGUUGUUACGGCCGCGAGUGCGGGCAAACUGGAAAGCGCUGCCAACUUGGCUCUCCAUCACAUAGUCGAGUGGGGAAGAAGCGUCAAGUUGGCAUUCGGCCCUACCAAGACUAAGCUCAUUGCCUUCACUCCUAAGGCUAAGACAGCCAGCAUUAACAUCGACGGACACCGACUUUGUUUUGUUCCAGAGGUGAAACUUUUAGGAGUAAUCCUCGAUGAGAAAUUGAAUUUCGGUAAACAUGUGAAACACGUAGUUAACAGGGCCGUGCGGAUCUUCAACACGCUCUGCAUGUACUCGAGACCCACUUGGGGAGCCCAUCCUGAAAACAUCAGCACCAUCUACCAGCAGGUCAUCGUGCCAACGAUCACCUACGCUGCGGGAAUUUGGGGUCACGUCGCCCAGAAAAGGUGCAUCAGGAGGGCACUCGAGAGCAUGCAGCGCGGGUUUGCCAUCAAGGCUAUUAGGGGAUUCCGCGCCAACCGGGCAUCUGUAGCACAGUACAGUGCUUCACACCCUGAAGUAAAUCGGGCAGCUGUAGCAAGCUACAGUGCUUCACAGCCGGAAGUCAAUCAGGCUGCUGUAUCUCGCUACCGUGUUUUACAUCCGGAAGUCAAUCAGGCCGCAGUAUCUCGCUACCGUUACCGCUACCUUAUGUUCACAAAAAGCAAGUAG